AUGGCUACUGCUUCAGCAGAUCCUGCCACCUCAGGCUCGACAAAAACUCCUGCGCAGCUGAUGCAGGAGAAGCAUGAGGCUGCUGAGGCUCACCGUGCAAGUGUUGAAGAUGUCGUCGACGAAGAUGACAUUCAGCAUCCUCCCCCAGCUCACCACACUGAAGAGGAGGUCACUAUUAACGGUGCUGGCAAUGUCCCUAUGUCUGCCAAAGCUGCAGGCAAGCAGAAGGCAUCUGACAAGCCCCCUGUUCUGGAUACGCAGUCUGAGGAAGCAUUUCCUUCUCUAGGUCCCGCCUCUAAACCUGCCGCCGUUCCCACUUCCCGAGCACCUGGCUGGGUAGCAAGUGCCUCUGCGAAAGCGGCUCCAACAAAUGGCUCCCCUGCUCUCGGUUCUCGACCAGCCUCCUCCGGUGCCCCAACCCCGUCCUCGACACCUGGUAUUCGAACCCCCAUUUCCGCCGCACCAGGAGGCCACGGGAAUGUCCUGCUUCCGGGUAGAUUCCGCGAUUCCUUCGAAAUCGACAAUGCCGAUCUUGACAAGAACAAAUCGGUUAAGCGGGUCUUGGACGACGUAAAGAAAAAGUACAAUGUCAUUGUCACGCCCAAGUCCACCAAGUUCGCUAGAGGGACAGAAUUCAUCGCCGAGGGCCCCAAAGCUAGAGUGACUGAGGCUCUUAUGCACAUCUCCAAAGAGCUUACCGUGGAGAAGCAAGUCAAGCUUGAAAUCCCAUCCACUGUGUCCGCACAAAUCAUCGGCAAAGGUGGUGCCAACAUUAAGAAACUUGAGAGCCAGUUUAAUGUCAGAGUCCGCAUCGAGCGAGACACAAGACCUGUCGUUAAUCCAGAAGAUGUGAAAACAGAUGUUGUGGAGAUACGUGGGCACGCAGCUCAGGUUCGCCAAGUCUAUGAACAAAUUUCAAACCAAGUCAAAUCACUCCAACCAAAGGUCGAUCUUCCCAUUCGCGGAAUUGCACCUGAACUCUUCCCAUUUAUUGCCGGCCUACAUGCCGACCGUAUACAGCGACUGGAGCAAGACCGUGAUCUGAGAAUCAACGUCCCUCAGUACUAUACAUGGCAACAUCAACCACCUCAACGCACAGCCGAGGCCGAUCAGCCAUUGGCUUUUGCCCCACAUGGAGAUUCACACAUCAUCAUUUCCGGCGAGCAGGCUGCUGCUUUGGAGGCUCGUAUUUUGAUUGAGAAACUGGCGGAAGAGCUUCAAAAAGAGUUGUUGCUUGAAGAGAUUGCCGCAGAACAAAUCCUUCAUCCAUAUAUCGUUGGAGAUCGCGGCAUGGAUCCCCUGAAAUUUAUGGAAGAAACCGGUUGUGCUGUCAUUCUGCCCCCUCCACAUCACGAAACAGAAGACAUCCACAUUAUCGGACCCAAAGACAAGCUCACUGCUGGCCGCAAUCUUGCGGAAGAACUUAUGUCCAGAAAACACAAUCGAGCUGUGGAUUUACAGAAACACUUUGGUGAUGCACCACAAGGACCGGAACGCCAUUCCAGGGCGUUAGCACAAUACUUACAGCAGAAGGCGAUCGAAAGAGAAUUCCUCAAAUCUCACAACGCUGAAAUCAUCUUCCCCUCUGCUCCAAAUGCGCCUCUGAGCUGGAAUCUCAUUAGUAAUGAUCCCCAGAAAGCUUUAUCGGCCCGGAAUGAACUUUCCAAAAUCACACAGGCAUACCCCACUCCUCGUUUGCAGCUGGUUGAGGUUGACCCAUUCUUCCACCCACAUCUCGAACAGAUGCACUCCGAGAAGCUCAAAUCUAGUCUAGGCGUUCAUCUGAUAGUUCCAGAAGAUGGCUCAGACCCAGUGGUUCUUGUUUAUGAGGGUCCCGCACGAGAUGGGCCUUUUGUCAUCCCACGCACGAAACCCACCAAGAACGAGUUGACUACCUUUGAGAAGGCUCUGCAGGAAGCCCAAACUCAACUCUUGAGUAGCAUACCCCACCAAGGAAUUUCUGUUCAGGACAUCCAUGUGCCCAAGAAGUUCCAGGACAAGGUCAAGCGAUUUGUGAACAAUGAGCCCAAGCCGGCUUCUCCCCAGGCCUUCCCGGUGCAGGUGGACUUUGGUAGUGCCAGGAAUGGGCCCAAGCCUACUAAUGGCCUUUCCCGUGGAUCUCCGUCCGAGAAGGUAUACUUGAGGGGCCCAAGUGAGACAGACAUUGCGGCUUUACGCAUGAAGAUCGAAGAAUUCCUUCAAGAGGCUGAACAGGAUGAGAAGGAACGUGGAUACACCACUACAUUCCCGUUCCCUGCGCAAUUCAAUAAGAAUCUAAUUGGGAAACAAGGCGCCAACAUUAAAGCUCUACGAGAGAAGCACGAUGUCGAGAUUAAUACUCAGGAGAAUGGCAAGAUAACCAUCCAAGGGCCACAGAAGAAAGCAGAGGCUUGCAAAACGGAAAUCCAACGCUUGGCCAAGCAGUGGGAGGAUGAAGUCAAUUUCGCGAUAAAGAUUGAUCCAAAGUAUCAUGGUAUGCUGGUUGGCAGGAAUGGGGAAAACCUUCAAAAGAUCCAAAGCAAAGUCGACAACACUGUGAGAAUUGAUUUUCCCAAGUCUUCUCGCUUCAGUGAUGAUGCUUCUGUUGGUGACAAUGCGAGUGAGGUUGGUGGCACUCGUGCAAGCCAACCUCAAGAUGAGAUCCGUAUCCGUGGACCUCGAGCGAAAGCGGAGAAGGUCCGCGAUGAGCUUCUGAGCUUACAUCAAUAUCUGGUUGAUAAUUCUCACACUGCAACUGUUUCAGUGGCUCAAGGUCAAGUCGCAUCCCUCAUUGGAAAACGUGGCCAAGAAAUGGAGAAGCUGCGUGCGGACACGGGAGCGCAAAUUGACAUUCCUAAACCAGAUGGUUCCGAUAGAGUGACAAUUCAGAUCAAGGGUACCAAACAACAAGUCGAUAAGGCUAGACAGGAGUUGCAGAAACGGUCAAAGGCAUUUGAUGAUAUCGAAACUCGGACUUUGAAUGUGGACAGAAAGUAUCACCGUGCCUUGAUAGGUACAGGAGGUUCAAACAUCCAGGGUAUCGUGGCUAAAGCUGGCGGCACCGGCACUAGCGCUGAACAUGUCCGGUUCCCUCGACAAGGCGAAGAAUCUGAUACUCUUACUGUCAAGGGCACCACUAGCGUCGUGAAUGGCAUUGUUGCCGCUAUCGAGGCCUUCGUAAGUGAACGGGAUAAUCAAGUUACCGAAACUAUCGAUGUUCCUGUGACCCAACAUCGGGAACUCAUAGGUCAAAAUGGCGCGAUUCGCAAACAAAUUGAGGAUGAUUUCUCUGUUUCUCUUAAUGUACCCCGUCAAGGUAGUGGACAGACUGGUGUUAAGAUUACUGGACGACCAGAAAAUGUUGCGAAGGCCAAGGCUCACGUUGAAUCCAUUACGGCCAAGCAACCAGGUGAAACUAUUCAGGUGCCUCGAUCAUUGCAUCAUAUUGUUGGCAAACAUGGAGCAUUGUUCCGGGAGCUCUCGAGAGAUGGUAUCCGCAUUGACCAUAAAGGCCAAAAACCACCUCCAAAGCCCAAAGACGGCGGCCGACCAGCCCGAGCCAGAAACACGAAUGGCGAUAUGCCGUUGAUCACUGAUCAGCCAGGAGAGCUACAACACUCGUGGGACAUCGUCUCAAAUCAAGAUACUUUGAGUUCCGAAACCGGCGAAAUCCCCUGGGUUAUCUAUGGUGGAAAAGAUGCCACGGAAGAUGGAGUUACCAAGGCCAAGCAGAAGAUCCAGGCGUUGCUUGAUAGAGCCAAAGAACCGCAGCACACUGGCUAUCUGAUUCUCUCUGAUCCACGCCUUCACCGCCACAUCAUUGGACAGGGAGGCUCCACUAUCAACGCGAUUCGCAAGGCCUCUGGCUGUGAUAUUCAAGUCCCCAACAAGAACAGUGGAAAAGGUGAGGAGGAUGAAGCUAUAACCAUCGUGGGUGAACGAGAAGGCGUUCUCUCUGCUAAAGAGUUGAUCCUGGAAGAGGUCACUAGAGCAUCUCAAGGUGGUCGAAAUGGUGGACCGGCUCGCGCAUAG
Messenger RNA from Exophiala aquamarina CBS 119918, 4011 nucleotides. RefSeq lists its product as uncharacterized. Gene Ontology annotation, molecular function: RNA binding. The transcript is spliced from 2 exons. Bases 1 to 4011 code for a protein of 1336 amino acids. The record is from RefSeq and is a predicted model, not a curated record. Lineage: Eukaryota; Fungi; Ascomycota; Eurotiomycetes; Chaetothyriales; Herpotrichiellaceae.